AUGGCAACCUCUCAGCCCGGCCUACUCUCUACGGGGUCUCCAUAUGUCACUGACUUCAUCGCCACCUCACCCUUUGAGAUUUCCGCCCUCGUCCUCUCACACCUUGGCAACUGCGACCUCAAAGCCCUGCGUUUGACCUGCAACAAAUUAGCCAACCAUGUCCGUCCUCAUCUUCGGUUCAAGCGUGUUUUCAUAUCCGCUAGUCCCCUAGAUGUCCGGGUCUUUCGCGCCAUUGCAGAAGACGACACCUUCCACCGUGAUGUCCGCGAGAUCAUCUGGAACGAUGCUCGCUACGAAACAACACCGCCUCCAGAUACUAGGCUGCGGCACUUGCACGAAGACUUGUGUGAUUCCGACGACGAGGACGAUAGGGAUGGAGAAGACGACCGGCCAGAGAAGCCCCCGCAUGGCAAAGACUAUGAUGCUGAGACUCUGCCCCAGCAUCUCGAGACUGCGAAACAGCUCGAGACCCAGCUGCCUCUCGACGUCGUCUACGCUCACUAUCAGGAACUACUCGCAGAACAGAACAAAGUGCUUUCUACGUCGGCCGAUGUAGCCGCACUGAAUGAGCUUUGGAGGACGAUAGGUUCCCAAACCUAA
Molecule: messenger RNA, 600 nt
Organism: Colletotrichum fioriniae
Lineage: Eukaryota; Fungi; Ascomycota; Sordariomycetes; Glomerellales; Glomerellaceae
Source: RefSeq, a predicted model, not a curated record